Molecule: messenger RNA, 324 nt
Organism: Triticum turgidum subsp. durum (durum wheat)
Lineage: Eukaryota; Viridiplantae; Streptophyta; Magnoliopsida; Poales; Poaceae
Source: the annotation of a GenBank genome assembly
AUGCGGCGCCUACUAACCGGCGAAGUGAAGGGGGCGCUCGCGUUCCGGUUCGCGCCAGCAAGGGUUGAAGAGGUUGGUGGCGCCGCCGAAGGCGACGAGCAAUGGGUGGUGGCAGAAGUCUGGGCGGGCGAGCAUGACUAUUGGGUGCAUGCAUGGUGCCUCCGUGCUGGCGUCAUCACCAGCUUUCAUGAGUACUUCAACACGUCUGUCACGGUUCGAAAGCUAGGCCAGCCAGCUAAGGAGGACGUGGUGUGGGCCAUCUGGGAGAGUCAGUCACCUAGACCCAGGGGCCGCUCCAUGCCAGGCCUAGUGCUUGCCAUAUGA